Messenger RNA from Emiliania huxleyi CCMP1516, 303 nucleotides. RefSeq lists its product as hypothetical. The record is from RefSeq and is a predicted model, not a curated record. The transcript has 2 exons. The coding region runs from base 1 to 303 and encodes 100 amino acids. NCBI's taxonomy places the organism in Eukaryota, Haptophyta, Isochrysidales, Noelaerhabdaceae. Gene Ontology annotation, biological process: mRNA processing.
AUGUGGCCGGGCCGUCGCUCGCAGGUGGAGUGGGAAGUCGCGCUGAGCUGCGGCGCGCUCGAGGAGCGGAUCCGGCCCUGGGUGACGCGGGGGUGGGUGUCGAAAAAGAUGGAGGAAUACCUGGGCGAGGACGAGCCGACGCUGGUCAACUUUGUGCUCGACAAGCUGGCCGCGCGCACCGCCGCCGCGGAGGUGGAGGCCGAGGUGGCAAAGGUGCUCGACGAGGAGGCGGAGCCCUUCACCGUCAAGCUCUGGCGCAUGCUCCUCUUCGAGAUCAAGCGCGCAAAGGCGACGCCGAGCUGA